CGGUUUCUUCUUUCUAGCUCUUUUCCCUGUUAGUGUCCAAUCAAACAUUAAAUUCCUACUUUGAUUUCUCACCGCUCUUGCUAUAAUAGAAACUCAAGACCCAGCACCACGCAAUUUAAGAGUUUAGACCAAUUCAAAAAUCCCUUCUCUUAUAUAUACAGAACCAUAUUGUCUAUCUGGGCAUCUCAUUCUACCCUAAGUAACUGCAUACGUAAAAAUCAUCAAACUUCCUCAGUUGUGACACAUAGUAUCCCUUUUGAAAAAUUUUACCAAAAACUUAAACAUGGACAAAAUGUUGUGUGUAAUCGUCUUUGGUAUUUUAGCCGUUGCAAAUAUGAUGCAAGAUGCAACAGCUCAAACGGUGCAUGUGGUUGGGGACACCAUGAGUUGGAUCGUACCAAGCAAUGGCGCGGCAGCUUAUACAAAUUGGGCUGCUGGGAAAACCUUCAGCGUUGGUGACAUUCUAGUAUUCAAUUUCAUGACUGGCCGACAUGACGUGCUACAAGUAGAGAAAAAAUCGUUCGAUGGUUGCAAUUCACAGAAUGCCAUUGGGAGUGCUAUAAUGACAGGACCAGCAAAUAUGACUCUAAACUCUACUGGAGAACACUACUAUAUUUGCACUUUUGGUAUGCACUGCCUAAAUGGCCAGAAAUUAGCUAUUACAGUUUCGAACAGCACUGCCACUCCAGGAGCCAAUCCAACAACUCCUGUUGUACGACAACCAGAAGCUUGUGCACCUACACCCUCUGCUGCAGGACCUUCAAAUUUUGUUCCAGGUGGUCGUGCUCCUCCUCCUACGCCUUCGUCCUCAACGACCGUGUUGGCCAGUUUUGUAAUCAGUCUGACCACCAUUGCCUUGGCCUCUUUACUUUAAAUUGGGCAUAUCAAGGAGGUUUUUUAGCAUCAUGUAAUGGAUAAUUCUUAUAUAUAUAUAUAUAUAUAUUUGGUUUACCAGUUUGUAUUGGAUUGAAUUUUGCUUUGUGAGUGUACUGUUUUUACGAUUAUCAUCAGUGCAGAUUAUUAGUUUGGUACUGUAGGCAUGUCCCCUGUUUAAAUAUGUUCCUUGUAGUAUCGAAUAAAUAAUCUAUAAA
This is a messenger RNA of Solanum pennellii, 1091 nucleotides long. RefSeq names its product cucumber peeling cupredoxin-like. Gene Ontology annotation, molecular function: electron transfer activity. NCBI's taxonomy places the organism in Eukaryota, Viridiplantae, Streptophyta, Magnoliopsida, Solanales, Solanaceae. Gene Ontology annotation, cellular component: plasma membrane. The transcript has 2 exons. The record is from RefSeq and is a predicted model, not a curated record. Bases 284 to 874 code for a protein of 196 amino acids.